AUGGCACGAAAGCGACUCUGUUCUGGGUCUGUGUCGGCAACAUACGAUGUUGUAAUAUACGGGUCAACCUCAGCUGCGCUUGUGGCCGCCAUCCAGACAACGCGUAUGAAUAAGACCGUCGCAAUUGUAUCUCCGACCAACCAUAUUGGCGGAAUGCUGGUUUCUGGUCUUGGGUGGACAGAUUCCAAGAACGGGAAUGCCAUCGGUGGUAUCGCGAGAGAGUUUUUUGUUCGGGUAUACAAUUACUACGAGUCUAGUUCUGCAUGGACCCAUGGGACCAGAGCACAAUACAUCGGCCAGAAUAUAGCUGCUCAGCCAGGGCCUGCCAUAGACGAAAGCAACCAAGUACAAUGGACUUUUGAGGCCCAUGUCGCCGAGCAGAUAUUGGAAGACUGGGUUGAGGAGUUGAACAUUACAAUCUUUCGAAAUGAGACACUUGAUGCGUCGGCUGACAGUGUGAUACUGAAAAACAACCGGAUUGAGUCUAUCAAAACGCUGUCAGGUCAUGUGUAUGAUGGCUUGAUGUUCAUAGAUGCCAGCUAUGAAGGUGAUUUUAUGGCUGCGGCCGGGGUUCCAUACACAAUAGGCCGCGAAAGCGAGGCAGACUUUGGAGAGUCCUUGGCCGGAGUCCAGAUUGCGCCAGACAGCAGCUACCAAGGAAUGUCUCCGUAUAUCACCGAGGGAGAUUCCGCCAGCGGCCUCAUCCAAGGAAUCGAUCGUGUCCUUACAGCCACAGAGGCUCAGCAACUAAAUGGUACUGCCGAUAAUUUACGACUUCAAGCCUUCAAUUAUCGGAUCAGCUUAACGCAGCAGUCUGACAACCUGGUGCCUUUUUCUCAGCCAGAAGGAUACGACGAAGAUGCCUAUGAGAUCUUAUUCCGUUACAUUGAAGCGGGCGAUGCAACGGUGCCAUUUUUCACAUCGCAGUUUAUGCCAAAUGAAAAGACAGACAGCAACUCAAAUGGAAAAGUCAGCACCGAUUUUCUGGGUGGAAACUAUGACACUGUUAAGAAGACAAACUACAUUGAAGAGAGUUUGGCACAGCGGCAAACAAUCGCCAACAAUUAUAAAACAUACACGCAAGGCUUUUUCUGGACGCUUGCCAACCACCCAAGAGUGCCUGCAACGAUUCGGAAUGCGACAGGCGCAUGGGGCUAUGCCAAGGACGAAUGGACGAGCAACGGAAAUUGGCCGUAUGAGAUUUACAUACGAGAAGCAAGACGCAUGCAGGGAAACUAUACCAUGACGCAAAGCGACGUACAGACCCCCAAGGGCUUCGGCACAGACAGCAUCAUUGGUCUCGGAUCUUAUACCAUGGACGUGCACGAGGCGGAAAGGAUAGUCAUUGGGUCUGAAAUUCAGAAUGAAGGGCUCGUCCAUACCCCUGUGCCGAAUCCGUUCCCCAUUGCAUUUGGCAGCAUUAUUCCUUCCUCAGACUCCAUCACCAACUUUCUGAAUCCCGUCACAAUGAGCGGCACUCAUGUGGCGUUUGCGGCCAUCCGACUGGAGCCAACGUAUAUGAUAAUGGGACAGAGCGCGGCGACUGCUGCUGUGCUGGCGAUUGAACAGUGUGUAAACAUACAAGAUGUUGACAGGCAAUCAUUGAGUGACCGAUUAGAGGCAGAUAAGCAGGUCUUGUCUCUGUAA
Messenger RNA from Trichoderma atroviride IMI 206040, 1647 nucleotides. RefSeq lists its product as uncharacterized. Lineage: Eukaryota; Fungi; Ascomycota; Sordariomycetes; Hypocreales; Hypocreaceae. The record is from RefSeq and is a predicted model, not a curated record.